Molecule: messenger RNA, 1280 nt
Organism: Amyelois transitella
Lineage: Eukaryota; Metazoa; Arthropoda; Insecta; Lepidoptera; Pyralidae
Exons: 4
Coding region: 37-1218 (393 amino acids)
Biological process (GO): sensory perception of taste
Cellular component (GO): membrane
Source: RefSeq, a predicted model, not a curated record
AUGUAAUAGGACGCUGAAAUUAUUCAACAAGGAACAAUGACUAUAACAAAAAAAUCUUCGAAAGUGACACCAAUGGAAGUUAAACCAGCAAAACAAAAUAACAUUUUCACUGAAACCAAAGAUAUCACCAGUAAAAUAAAAUUUAUCGUAAUCUGUCAGAUGAUUUUUGGAGUCAAUCGUUCUUAUUUGAUAAAAUGCGGGAGAUUUGUGAUUUGGGCAACGAACGCCCAUAGCUUUGUGUUGAUGGCUUUGACCGCUGUCUUUAUAAUAAACUACAGGAACGAUAGUGCUUCAUUUCUUGUCAUUUAUGAUACCUCCUGUGUUGAGUUUAUUCUCCUGGUAUUCAAUUCAAUUGUGUUUCAGAAGAAAACUUUCGAAUACUUUAUUGCAAACUUGAAUACGUUCGAUGACAUACUAAAUAUCAAAAAAGAUUUGAAUAUUACGUCCCCGCGAAUAAGAAGCAUGUUAUGGAUGAUCACAAGCCUGACGUACAGUUUGAUUGAAUACAGUUUAUUCUACUUCUAUCGUUGCACUGAUCAUAUUCUCAUAAUAUCAUACAUAACAAUGAUUGCCCAUGAUGGCGAGCAGGUGUUGUUCUGUAGUUUGCUUAGAAUGAUUCUGAUCAGAGUGCGCGUCAUGAAAGCGCAUGUGACGAAAAAGUUUGGCGGAAAAGAAAUCACCGAAUCGAACCAAGUGGACGCAUUAGCAAACAAUACCCAACUGGAUACAAUUUCAUUGCACAGAACAUACGAGUUGUUGCACAAAUGUGCCGAGCAACUCAACUCCAUCAUGAGUUUUCCGAUGGUGAUUUCAUUGUUUUGUUCCGGAUUGUCAACUACGAUGUUGCUGAAGAGUUUAUUCAAAGCUCUGCAAACAGAUAACUCUGAUCCAGCUCUGAAACAAUUGAUAAUAAUAUACACAUCUCUAAGGUGUUUUAAGUACACCUUAUUAGUAGUCGUUCCUUGUUGCUACUCCAGUGUGACUACAACACAGGUAUCGCAUAUAAGAACUAUGCUUCAUGACGCCGCUAACAGUGGACAACUUGAUAAAAUUGAGAAAAGAAGAGUUAAGGCAUUCUUCCAGUUGACUAGAGAGAAUGAGUUCGCAUACGCACUCUGGGGGGUGAUCAGACUCAACAUGUCUCUGCCUCUUAGCUACUCCAGCCUUUGUACCACUUAUCUUGUUAUCAUCAUACAGUUCUCAAAAUUCAUUGACUAAAUCAAAUUGGUUUGCAAAAUUUUGGUGAAGUUUAUAAUAAUGUAGAGCAUAAUAUAUUUACC